GGUUUGGUUUAACAUCGUUCCGUCGGCUACCAUUAGAAAACCUAAUUUACAUAUAAAACCCUAAGCCGAUCAAAAAAACCUUUGCAUUUGUCGGGAAAAUCGCCGGAAAAAUGGGUUACGGGAAGCAUAAUCGAUCUAAAGGAGGUAAUUCAAGUCGUGGUCGGACUGAUAAUCUUGCAAGGGAAGAUGAAUCGCUUCCUCUUGAUCAAGAACCUGAGGAUGAAGCACCAGUUCCAAAAGUUCAAUUGGCAAUGUGGGAUUUUGGUCAAUGUGAUGCAAAGAGGUGCACAGGUCGUAAGCUUGCUAGAUUUAACUUGUUAAAAGAAUUACGGGUUAACACUGGAUUCGGGGGUGUUGUUUUAAGUCCAGUUGGUAGACAAUGUGUUUCAAGGGAAGACUAUGAUCUGAUUAAAAGGAAAGGAUUAGCUGUUGUUGAUUGUUCUUGGGCACGUCUAACUGAUGUCCCGUUUGCAAAGCUGCGUUGUACUGCACCUCGUCUUUUACCAUGGUUAGUAGCAGCUAAUCCAGUAAAUUAUGGAAGACCAUGUGAGUUAUCAUGUGUGGAGGCUUUAUCUGCCGCUUUAAUACUAUGUGGGGAGAAGGAAACUGCAGAACUUUUGUUAGGAAAAUUCAAAUGGGGUCAUGCCUUUUUAUCUUUGAACAAGUAACAAAACCGAAGAAGUUCAACAUCGUCACAUCAUUUUUGCUUUUUGAUCGGUGAAUACAAUUGAGCUAUGUGUCUUUUAACAAGGUCUCGCUAUAUCGCAGGGAUAUUCUAAAGGAGUACUCAAAAUGUGAGAAUAGCGCUGAGAUCAUCUCAGUUCAAAAUUCUUGGCUUACUCAGCAAACUCAGAUCCCAAAACAACCACCUGCGCUCGAAGAACGUAAAGAUGUUAAGAAAGAUGGUGAAUCUGGUGAUGAAUCAGAGGAGGAUGAUGAAGAUGGCCUCCCUCCUCUAGAGAGGAACAUGAACCAUAUCAAAUUAGAAGACAGUGAGGAGGAAGAUAGCGAGUGAAAAGCCAUUGGAGAAAUCCUAUUUGAUCUAAAAAAGUUUCCAUCUUUGGCUUACACUACUUGAAAGCAAUGUUUUUCAAGUUUUCACCAGAUUCUUCUGGUGUAUUAAUACCAUGUAGUAUAAUGUUUAUUUAGUUUUAUUAAUAAAAAUAUCUACUAUACAUUCUUAGAUUUUUUAAAUUUAAAGUUUUUGUUUUUUUCCAUGUAAAUAUUAAAUCUUUUUUUUAGGUGAAACAAAAUGAUAAAAUAAUUGAAGUGGAA
Arabidopsis thaliana (thale cress) is the source of this 1275-nucleotide messenger RNA. Its product is annotated as RNase L inhibitor protein-like protein. Gene Ontology annotation, biological process: enzyme-directed rRNA pseudouridine synthesis; rRNA processing. Gene Ontology annotation, molecular function: S-adenosyl-L-methionine binding; rRNA small subunit aminocarboxypropyltransferase activity; transferase activity. The transcript is spliced from 9 exons. NCBI's taxonomy places the organism in Eukaryota, Viridiplantae, Streptophyta, Magnoliopsida, Brassicales, Brassicaceae. The record is from RefSeq and is marked reviewed. Bases 111 to 668 code for a protein of 185 amino acids.